AUGUCCUCCAAAGUCAAGGUCUUCGUUAACGAUGAAGGCAAGCCAGCGAACAUUCCGGACUACGAGACGAUCAUCACGCAGUCUUCCAACCUGCGUCGCCGCCAGGCUACCGCCACCAACAUCAACGGUGUGCGAAUCGCUCUCGACAAGAUGUCUGAUCUCGACGUCAGCAAUAUCUGGGUCAAGUUUGGGCGCACCAUAACCAUGGGCGAGGCCAAUACGCAGCGCUUUGUCGCGCAAUACCUUCAAGCCAAUAACAUCCCUGCCGUGCGUGCCCCUCGCGUUUACCUCGCCUUCACGUGGGGCGUCUUCGGUUACAUCGUCACCGAGUAUAUCGACGGGCAGACAUGCGACAACUCCGAUAUUACCCUCGUCGCAGCCGCCGUGCAGGCCCUGAUCAACAUCCCGAGCCCCAGUUUGACGCCUGGACCCGUGGGAGGAGGCCUGAUCGAGCACCCCUUUUUCUACGACCGGAAGUCCUCCAUCCAGUACGAAUCCGUCGAGGAGCUACAGGAUCAUGUGAACGGGAUUCUCUUCGAGACGGGGAGGACGAGGCGUGUUAGCUUCACCGACGAGCUCGCCAGUCACGGCCUGCUCCUCUGCGUAUCUGACCUGAAACCUGUCAACUUCAUGAAGGAUAGGGAGAAUAGGAUCGUUGCCGUGGAUUUUGGCGGCUACUCCUUCCUGCCGCCCUCCUUCUUCGCCUUCGCGCUGAAACACGGAGGCUGUUCAGAUUUCGCACACCGCAUCGCCAGCAUGCUCGAGUAUCCACCAUCACCAUCUGCACAUGUUGCGGCAAUGGUGAGCGCCUCCUGCGCGCUGGCCCCAUAUUCAAGCAAUGAUAUCGGCGUUCCGGAGAGACUCCAGUCCAGGCUUCAAUCAGUACACGCUGCGCACACGCGGUCCAUCGCUUAA
Messenger RNA from Cyclocybe aegerita, 915 nucleotides. The record is from the annotation of a GenBank genome assembly. NCBI's taxonomy places the organism in Eukaryota, Fungi, Basidiomycota, Agaricomycetes, Agaricales, Hemipholiotaceae.